Molecule: messenger RNA, 2859 nt
Organism: Aethina tumida (small hive beetle)
Lineage: Eukaryota; Metazoa; Arthropoda; Insecta; Coleoptera; Nitidulidae
Product: tanabin-like
Exons: 5
Coding region: 139-2628 (829 amino acids)
Biological process (GO): intracellular transport
Cellular component (GO): trans-Golgi network membrane; AP-1 adaptor complex
Molecular function (GO): clathrin binding
Source: RefSeq, a predicted model, not a curated record
CAACUCAAAAACGAUACCAGUUUGUAAAGGCAUCUUAAUGAUAAACGUCAGUCAUAAAAUCAAUAUGUUUUAGAGUACAACAAGUUUUCCGUUCAUUCGAUAAAAACACCGUUUUCUUAGGAAGAGUCUCAUUAAAUAAUGUCGAAUUUGAUUCCACCGCUGUUGAAUAAUUCACCACCACCUUUAAAUAAUGAGGAUCUCGAGGAAAACGAAGAUUUUGGCGAAUUCGAUUCGUAUUUUUCCACUCCUUUUGAUUCGCCGAAAAAGGAAGAAAACGAAGUAUUUGAUCGCGCAAAAAGCGAUGAAGAUGAAGACAUAUUGAGGUUAUGUGAACUUGACGGUGAAGAUUUCCUGAAAGGUGACGACGACAAGACGUUAAAAAUUAACGAUGAUUUGAUGAAAAACGAACAAGACUUGUUAAAAAGUGGAGAAAAAACAUUUAAAUUUGUCGGUGAUCUGUUAAAAAAUGAAGAGAACUCUUUAAAAUUUGAUCAAAAUUCAACCAAAAUAGAGGAAGAAACGUCCAAAUUUGUUGGAGCUUUUAACAUGAUUAAAGAUGAUAGUUUAGUGCAGAAGGAAGAAAACACAUUGAAUUUUCCAUGUGAAGGAGUGUUGACACAAAUUGAAAAUGAUUGUGUGUAUCACGAAGAGGUUGUGGUAAAAAAUGAACAAAUUUCGGACAUUAACGACGACGACAACACGUUAAAAGGUACGAAUGAUUUUGUAAAUAAUGAUGAAGAAAUUAAAAGCGUCAGUUGUGAUUUGAAUAAGGAAAAUUUGAUAACAAGUGAACAUGACAUGUUAAAAUAUCAGGAAAAUUUUAUGAGAUUUGAAGAUUUCAAGAAUAAAGUAAAAGAAGAAAAGCAAAAUUCGUUUACACAUCUUGAUGAUGGGGUAGUAAUAGGUAGUGAAGAACUUACUGAAAAAUUGGAUGGUGAAUUAGGGAAAAAUGGAGACUUGUAUUUUAAAAAUGAAGAAAACACGUUUAAGUUUGUCGAAGAGUCGGUCAAAAAUGAGGAGACACCGUUUAAAAUUGAUGAAUUCGUAGAAAACGAAGAAAUAGCUGAAAAAAACGGGGAGAAUUGUGUAAAGAGCGAGGAGACAUUUAAUUUUUGCGAAUUUAACGAGGAAACAUGGACAAAAGGCGAAGAGAUUGAUGGUGAUGAUGAUGAUGAUGAUGAUGAUGAUGAUUUCGACGAUUUCGGUGAAUUCGAAACCGCUCAGUCAUUUCAAACUAGCACUGAAACGUACCAAAGUUUGGAUCGAAACAACAUUUCCAAGUCUUGUGAAGUCAUUUUGAAAGAAAUCUUCCCGGAAAUUGAAGAAUCUUUGAAUAUUUUCGUAAAAAAACUGGAAGAAAACGACGAAAUAUUCGACCGAUUAAAAGACGUAACCGAAACUGAAGCGGUCAAGUUUCAGUGGAGCAAAUCGCGAAGUCAAAAUCUGUUGUUCCGAUCUCUAAACAUCGACACGAGAAACAUUCUGUACGGACCAACUUGGAACCCUUGGAUACAAAGAGCUUCAACCUUCAGCAGUUCCACGUUGCAACCAUUGGAGCCUUUAAAACCGCAACAGAAUCAAAGUGCGGCAAAGUCGGAAGAAAACGCCAAUUUAAAUGUUACUGAAGUGCCGACGGUACAAUUCGAUUGGAACAGCUCCGGAUUAAUAAAUCCUUUAGAUUAUUCGCAAACAAUGUUGUUGGAUCUGGAACAUUUGGAAACGGCCGAAAAUUGGGAUUUUUGGUUGUCGACCAAAGAAGAACAACGACCCGAACAGGAAUUGGACUUUGGCAUCAGAAUACCGUUGCGGGAAACGCACAUAGAAAACCGUACAGAGAAGCCAGACAACACCGUUCUGGAUUUGUUGGAGAACCGAUCGGAGAAACAGGAAAGUAUAGUUACGGAAAUGUUCGAAAGUCGGCCGCAAAAUGUUCAAGCAAGUUCCUUUACGGAAGUGAACGUUGACAGAACAGUGUCGGAAAAAGUAGAAAAUCGGUUAGAAAUGUUUGACGUUAACGUCGCGUAUCCAGAAAUGAAUGUUUUCCAAAGCGAGUCGCAAGUGUCGGAAACGACAAACGUGUUUGAUCCGUUUCCGGCAAUGAACAACCUUCGUAAAAGCACACCGCCGGAAACGCGGACCUUUGAUUCGUUCGCAGUUACGAGUUGUAGUACGAGCUCACCUGAAAAGCUUCAUCCGUCCGUCGAAACGACGUUUGUCGGGGCGAACGUUUGUAAAAACGACGAUGACGACUUUGACGAUUUUCAAACCGCGUUCGGUACGAUUUUGAAGCCGGAAAAAGUGAGUAAAGAAACCGUCAUCAAUUGGCCGAAUCCCGGUUUAUCCGACGAAGAAAUUCGAAGAUUCGAAUCGUUCACUUUUAAAUCGGCCAACAAUGAACAACAAGUUCAGAAAGAAGCGACGGGGGAGGGAGAGAAGGCAAAGGGGAAGCAGGAGGAGGAGGAGGAGGAGGAGGAGGAGAGUGAAUGGUCAGAUUUCGUGCACUUCAAUCCAAUUUCGUGUGCGGAGAAAGACAGUAGGGAGGACAGUGGGAAGAUCGAUUCGACGGAAGACGACGAAUGGAGCGAUUUCGUGUCUGUCGUGCCCGAACUGACUUUCACGGGAAAAUGACGAAAGGGAUCUUUCGAUUAUGUACUCUAGUAUUAUUUUUUGUUUGUUCCAUUGGUCGAUUGUUAGGUUUCUGAGUGAUAUUAUUAUUGUACUUAAUUAUUUAUACAUAUACAAUAUAUAAAUUAUAUAUAUAUAUAUAUAUAUAUAAAUGUAAUAUAAAAGAAAUUGUUGUAAAUAUUGAUUGUUGUAACAUUCCAAAUUAUAUUAAUAAAUAAUAUGUUAAGAUUUUAA